Quercus lobata is the source of this 351-nucleotide messenger RNA. Its product is annotated as nuclear transcription factor Y subunit C-2-like. Gene Ontology annotation, cellular component: nucleus. Gene Ontology annotation, biological process: regulation of transcription by RNA polymerase II. The transcript has a single exon. Gene Ontology annotation, molecular function: protein heterodimerization activity; DNA-binding transcription factor activity, RNA polymerase II-specific; RNA polymerase II cis-regulatory region sequence-specific DNA binding. The record is from RefSeq and is a predicted model, not a curated record. NCBI's taxonomy places the organism in Eukaryota, Viridiplantae, Streptophyta, Magnoliopsida, Fagales, Fagaceae. The coding region runs from base 1 to 351 and encodes 116 amino acids.
AUGAGGCAAGCCGGAAUAUAUUCAGGAAUGUUCUCUGGAGGAAGAACUGGGCCUCACUUGUUGCCCUUGGCAAGGAUAAAGAAGAUCAUGAAGAAAUCUGGGGACAACGUCAACAUGAUAUCUGGAGAGGCCCCAAUUGUUUUUUCCAAGGCUUGUGAGCUGUUCAUAGAGGAUUUGACACGAAGGUCUUGGAUGGUGACCAUGAAAGGGAAGAGAAGGACGCUUCACAAAGACGACGUGGUCUCAGCUUUUAUGGCCACAGAUAUCUUUGACUUUCUUGUCAGUUUGGUGUCCGAUUCUACAAACCCUUUGGACUUGACCACGGUGAAAAGGGAAACAUUUCAGCCUUAG